UUGUUAAAAAACAAAAAAGGUGAGACAAUUAUUGUUGUCAUGCCUUUCUGACCAGGAAAUGAUGUUCCAGUCCAGAUGGGGAGUCCCGGGUCAUAAACACAGCGUUUUAUAAAUCGCAGAGAGAGGCGGGUAGCAGGGCAGAAGAGCUGGGUCUGAGACGCACAGAGAAACAGAGACACAGUAAACUUUCCGAAUCGCUGCUUGUGAAGAGAUCCCCCAGCAUGGAGCCCACAUCAACCCACACAGCUUUCCUGCUCCUAGCAGCCCUGGUGGGCACCUGCUUCCCUGGAGUCCAGGCCAAGUGCUACUUCCAGUCUCGAGCGCUGUGUGAGCACAACGGUCUGCAGUACGAGAUCAGCGAGUCAUGGAUGGACAGCGACUGCCUGCUCUGUACCUGCCUGCAUCCCGUGGGAGUUGGCUGUUGUGAGAUCACUCAGCACCCCAUCGACUUCCCUGACUGGUGCGAGGCGCUGUACGACCCACAGAGCUGCCAGAUCACCGUGGUUCAGAAGGCGAACCCGCGACUGCCCUGCGUGAGCAGCGCAGAGUUCGGAGGCAGCAGCAGUACCACCACCGCCACUGCCCAGGAGGGGCCCUUUCACUUCAGGGGCCGCAAGAGGGGCUAGCAAGAUGGGCUUGUCAUCCCUCCCUCCCUUUUCUUCCCUACCCCACUCAAACUAAAUGCAAACUGCAGCGCACACACCACAGCACUAGAAGACCGCACCACAGAUAGACUUUGCCUUACACAUUUGGGUGGAAAUCAGGGACACCAGCACUAGGGAUGUUAAGACUCUGCUUAAUUUCCUAAAUGUCUACACUUUAGGAUUGAGUAUGU
Messenger RNA from Acipenser ruthenus (sterlet), 835 nucleotides. It is a transcript of the gene msmp1, whose product is annotated as microseminoprotein, prostate associated 1. The coding region runs from base 222 to 626 and encodes 134 amino acids. The transcript is spliced from 3 exons. The record is from RefSeq and is a predicted model, not a curated record. Lineage: Eukaryota; Metazoa; Chordata; Actinopteri; Acipenseriformes; Acipenseridae.